Messenger RNA from Camellia sinensis, 3561 nucleotides. NCBI's taxonomy places the organism in Eukaryota, Viridiplantae, Streptophyta, Magnoliopsida, Ericales, Theaceae. The record is from RefSeq and is a predicted model, not a curated record.
UAUAUCGCAUCCCAACUUUGGUUUCUGUUUAAUAAAAGGGGAACCUCCAUACUCACCCCCUUCCAAAUUCUUCACUCUCUCUCUCUUUCUCUCUCUCUCUCUCUCUAUAUAUAUAUAUAUAAUUUAGUCCUUACAGUGUGUGUAUGACAUGACUAGUUGCUGAUCGAUACAUUUCGUUAGCCAUAAUCGAUCCGAAAGGGUUAGAAAAAUCGAUGAUGGAGUCGAUUGCAACAGCAUCUAAGUUGUUCUGUUGUAUUGUCUUCGUACCUCUGGUUUUGAAUUGCUUCAACGACUUCCGAUCCGACGCUAAACUUCUGCCCCGAGAAGAAGUGAAAGCUCUUGAAACAAUAUCAGCAAGACUGCAGAUCAAACAUUUCACUGUUAACCAAAGUUUCUGCAGUAGCGGCACAUUUCAAAUAAAUGGCACUGAUGGGAGUGAGACCACUGUUAUUUGCAAUUGCAAUUCCACUGUUUGCCAUGUCACAAACAUCCGCUUGAAGGGUCUAGAUUUAGCAGGAAUUCUACCAGAAGAAUUUGCAAAUCUUAGUAAUCUGCAAGAAAUUGAUCUCUCACGCAACUAUAUCAGUGGAUCAAUUCCAAAGACUUUUGCUAAGCUCUCAUCUCUCACCAUUCUGGCUCUUGGGGGAAACCGCAUUAAUGGUGUGAUUCCUGGGGAAAUUGGAGAUAUUGCUACUCUUGAGCAGCUGGUGUUGGAACAAAAUCAGCUUAGUGGAUCUCUUCCUGAAAAGCUUGGAAAUUUGAGCCGCUUGAGCAGGCUCGUUCUUUCUGCUAACAAUUUUACGGGAACAAUUCCAAACAAAUUCAUCAACUUGAAGAACUUGACAGAUUUUAGGAUAGAUGGGACUGUACUGUCUGGGAAGAUACCUCCUCUGAUUGGGAACUGGACAAAAAUUGAAAAAAUGUACAUACAAGGCACAUCCAUGGAUGGCCCCAUUCCUUCUACCAUAUCCCAGCUGAAAGACAUAACUGAGCUGAUAAUAUCAGAUUUGAAUGGAUCAACUACGAAAAUCCCUGAUCUGGAGGGGAUGAAAAAAUUGAAAGUUCUGGUACUGAGAAACUGCCUAAUUACUGGUCAAAUCCCACCUGACAUUGGUCAAUUGCUAACCCUCAAAACUUUAGACCUGAGCUUUAACAUGUUGACUGGUGGAAUUCCGCCAACAUUUUUGGGCUUGGAUAAGGGUAUAGAAUUCAUGUUUUUGACAAGCAACUCACUAACUGGAGAAGUACCUGAUUGGAUUCCCAAAAGCAAGAAUAAAAUUGAUAUAUCUUACAACAACUUUACACAGUCGGCAUCGUCAGAUCAAUUUAGUUGCCAGUCAUCAUCCGUGAAUUUAGUUUCCACUGUUCCACCUACAAUCGACAACUCAGCUCAUUGGUGCUUGCAGAAGGGCUUGCCUUGCCCAACAAAACCCAAAUACCAUGAUUUGUUCAUCAACUGCGGAGGAGAUCAAACAUCCUUUGAGCGACAUGAAUAUGAAGAGGACAAAAACCCACAGGGUGAAUCAUCCUUUUUCUCUUCUUCAGAUAAAUGGGCUUAUAGCAGCACAGGGUCUUUCUUUGGCAAGAGUAGUGCGCCUUUAAUAACAGACAACAAAUUCUCGUUGAAUUUGCCUGGUGGUAACUUGUACAGUACAGCCCGCCUUGCCCCUAUUUCAUUGAAGUAUUAUGGGCUUUGCUUGCGCAACGGUUGGUAUAACGUGCGCCUCCAUUUUGCUGAAAUAAUGUUCUCUGAUGAUCAGAAAUUUAACAGCCUCGGGAGGCGCAUCUUCGAUAUAUCAAUCCAAGGGGAAGUACGUUGGAAGGACUUCAAUAUUAUGGAGGAAGCUGGAGGUGCCGGCAAGAACAUCACAAAGGAGGUUGAUGUUUACGUUAAUGGUAGCACUCUGGAGAUUCACCUAUACUGGUUAGGGAAAGGAACUACCUCAAUUCCCGACAAGGGAAUAUAUGGACCUCUUAUAUCUGCUAUUUCAGUGACACCAAACUAUAAAGUUCAUACUAGACUAUCUGCUGGAGCUAUUGCUGGCAUUGUGGUUGCUUCAUGUGUGCUCCUUGUGUUGAUCCUAGUUGUACUUCGAAUGAAGGGUUACCUUGGUGGGAAAGACCUCGAAGAUAAAGAACUUCGAGCACUCGAUCUGCAAACAGGUUAUUUUUCCUUGAGACAAAUCAAAGCUGCAACCAGUAACUUUGACCAUGCGAACAAAAUUGGUGAAGGAGGAUUUGGGCCAGUUUACAAGGGAGUACUGUCAGAUGGUGCUGUUAUCGCUGUUAAGCAGCUCUCCGCUAAAUCAAAGCAAGGAAAUCGUGAAUUUGUCAAUGAGAUAGGCAUGAUAUCUGCCUUACAACACCCAAAUCUUGUCAGGCUCUACGGCUGUUGUAUUGAAGGAAACCAGUUGUUGCUAAUAUACGAGUAUAUGGAAAACAAUAGUCUUGCCCGUGCACUCUUUGGUCGUGAGGAGCACUGCCUAAAACUGGACUGGCCAACAAGAAAAAGGAUAUGUGUGGGGAUAGCAAGGGGGCUAGCUUACCUUCACGAGGAAUCAAGGUUGAAAAUUGUUCACAGAGACAUUAAGGCCACCAAUGUGCUGCUUGAUAAGGAUCUGAAUGCCAAGAUAUCUGACUUUGGUUUGGCCAAACUUGAUGAAGAGGAGAACACCCAUAUCAGCACACGAAUUGCUGGAACAAUAGGAUAUAUGGCUCCUGAAUAUGCAAUGAGAGGUUACUUAACAGAUAAAGCAGAUGUUUACAGCUUUGGAAUUGUUGCACUAGAGAUUGUCACUGGAAAAAGCAACACAAAUUACAGGCCGAGGGAGGAGUUUGUUUACCUUCUUGAUUGGGCCUAUGUCCUGCAAGAGCAGGGAAAUCUUUUAUCACUUGUGGAUUCCAAUCUCGGUCCAGACUACCCUAAGGAAGAGGUAAUGAAUAUGUUAAAUGUCGCUCUCUUGUGCACCAACAUAUCUCCCUCCCUCAGGCCAUCCAUGUCUUCCGUGGUGAGUAUGCUCGAAGGCCAAAGUCCCAUACAAGCACCGGUGAUCAAGCGCAAUUCACUGAAUGAGGACAUGAGGUUUAAAGCCUUUGAGAGGCUAACGCAGGACAGCCAAACACACGUCUCUACGUUCUCUGUAGACAGUCAAGUGCAGAGGAGCAUAUCAAUGGAUGGGCCAUGGAUUGAUUCCUCAGUUUCUAUCCCAAGUAUCAAUGAGGUGCGGGACCAUUCUUCAUCUAGCAAGCUUCUUCCGGAUCUUUAUGAUGUAAAUUUAGAAUGAUAAAAUGAAUAUAUGAUGCAUACAUAACUACAAACCUUUUUUGAGGCUCUUCUUCUUUUUCUUUUUUUUUUUUCUCCUCAAAAUUUUUGUAGUUUAUUUAAAAUGAUAUUAAUAUUAUUCUUUUUAGUCUUUUUUAUAUUCAUCGCUACCAACGCGUUUUAAAGGUAUUUCUUGUAUUAGAAAAAGGUUCAUAGGCUUGAAUGUCCUUGUAUUUGUUUUUGUGUGGUGUAAUUUGUUUUGUUACGAAAAUGCCAAAUUGGGAGAUUGUUGCAGUUCA